Messenger RNA from Pundamilia nyererei, 2029 nucleotides. RefSeq names its product tektin like 1 (gene tektl1). NCBI's taxonomy places the organism in Eukaryota, Metazoa, Chordata, Actinopteri, Cichliformes, Cichlidae. Bases 493 to 1938 code for a protein of 481 amino acids. The transcript is spliced from 8 exons. The record is from RefSeq and is a predicted model, not a curated record.
AUGUAGAUGAGACUUCAGGGAGUCGACCCCUGCUGGUCAUUAUAGAGAACGCAGGUUUAAAGCACUGUCUAAGUUAAAUUUGAAUUUCAGUCAGAUUUUAUAUUUAAAAACACGCACAUUCACAGAGCUCCUGACUUCCUCCUCCUGAAGCUUUAAAAGCAUGAGCCUUAAAGCUGUAGACUUCCAUCCCCACCUGUUGCAGAAAUCUCACAUCUCUUCUAGUUUUGUCUUGUUUUUAAGUAAACUAUCAGUCCUCGCCUUCCUUUAAAGAACCAGAUACGAAGUAGAGAGGAGCACUGAUGCGCCACAGCUGUGUUUCAGUCAUUUAAGAGUUUCUGUGAAAGUUGAAGGGGGAGAUCACACUGAGUGCUGCGUGUCCUGUUCCAUUUUCUCUCCAAUCACCAAACGGCUUGGAGUUUCUAGUUACUUUAGUUGCUGUUGCUAUGGAGAUGACACAAAGUUUUCACCCUGGAUACUUGGUAGCAGUCACAGAUGAGGCCAGUUCAUAGCAUAGUGAUGCAGGUUCAGUCGGUUCCCCUCGGCUCUGUUACCAUCGGACCGCAGUCCUGGCGCGAGGGUACGGUCCGCUCCAUUCGGCGUGCUGAGCGCCUGGUCCGGCAGACUCGAGCCGGGCAGCCCGCUGCGUGCAGCCAGCCCCGGAGCGGCAGCAGCAGCGCCGCUGCAGGAGUAAGCCUAAAGCGCUCAGACGGCACAGCGGAAGUCACAGCCAGAGAUAAGAUAAGAGCGGAGGCGUGCAGACCGAGGAGUCGUGACUGCGUCUGCAACAAGAAGAUAUCAAGACCCCAAAGUGCAGGAGCCAUGUUCCCUGGUGGCUCUCAGAGGACACCUGUGGCCCCGUUCCCACCUUCCAGCCUGCGUGAGCAGUGUGCCGGAGCCAGUGUUGCUGUAGUUGCUGACUACAUGCGCAGAGUUCGGGAGGUGGAGGUCCAGCUGCGCAGGCAGGCUGGCAGAGUGACCGAGGAAGGUGUCAAGCUGGAGAGAGAGCGAGGACAUCUGGAGAGGAUGCUGCGCAGUCUUAGGACCAAUCUGACCAUCAACCAGAAGAGCUCGGAGGGGAGAACCAGGAGGCCAUCCACCACUGAGACGGAGAGAGAUGGUGCUGAUUACUUGCUGCUGUGGGAGAGGAGAGAGCUGGCUGAGCUGAAACAGGAUCUGGAGGGAACACUGAAAACCACACUGAGCCAGCUUCAGGCCCUGGGUGAGAGCAGCAGACAGCUGCUGGACUGUGCCAGUGAGAGGGCUCGAGUACUGGAACUGCUCCCUCUCAGUGGCUCUGCUGGAGGACAUGACUCUGCACCUCAGACCUUUAUCAAAACAGACCCCAUCAGCCCCUUUACUCCAGAGUGUAAAAAGGCUUCAGAGUCGUCCUCUCUGAGGGUCAACCAGUCGCAGCUACUGAGAGAAACCAUCAGACGGACGCUAACCAGCGCCAUCAGCAGGCAGAAAGCUGCUCAUUGCGCUGUCAACGACGGCCUGGUGAAAAAAAUUGCAGAGACAGUCACUCUGCAGCAAAAUCUGGCGCUGACGUCUGCAGCCACCCGGCAGGCCAUGUUUCGUAAGCAGAGGGAGAUCAACUGCAUUCGUCACAGCCACGGCAGAGCACAGGGUCCAGAGUACAGCGGCGAUCUUCUGUCCAGAGAGAAGCUCAACAGGCCUCUGGUGAAGGUUUAUCAGAGACACCCGGGGACACAGUUACCUGAAGCUGCUCAGCUCAUUCAGAGCGGUGCAGCGCUCAGACGAUGUCUUAAGUCCUCUGAGGGUGAGCUGGGGAAGCUGGAGCACACAUGUCUGCAGCUGCUGGAUGACCUGCAGGGCAAGAGAGCUGCAGCUCAGGUGGACGCAGCUGUGGUCCGCAUGAGGCGUCAGCAGGUCGACAAGCGAGCCAUGCCCGCUUUCCUCCAGCAAGGGGCGCUGUGAUGCUAAUUUAGUUAAUGAUGGGAACUAUUUACAGGUUAAAGAACAUUAGAACAGCUUGAAAAUGCACUUUAAGGUAAAAUGUUCAUGCACA